Messenger RNA from Racocetra persica, 468 nucleotides. The record is from the annotation of a GenBank genome assembly. NCBI's taxonomy places the organism in Eukaryota, Fungi, Glomeromycota, Glomeromycetes, Diversisporales, Gigasporaceae.
AUGUCUCGAUUUAAUUUGUCAUGUCUUGUUGUAUUCUUAGUCUUUAUUUCUGUUGUUUCAGCAGUAACUAUGAAUGUUACUGUAGGAGGUAGUGCUGGCGAGUUGACCUUUACCCCACAAAACAUCACUGCAUCUAAAGGCGACGUGAUCCAAUUCGUUUGGGCAGGUGGCCAACAUUCUGUCAUUCUAUCUGAUGCUGCUGGUGCCUGUACCCCAUCAACUAAAGUUCAAGGCAAUGCUACUAUCUCUACAGCAAAAACUAAUGGCACUGCAACAUACACAAUGGAUGGUUCUGCUCCAAAAGUCUGGUAUUAUUGUGGUGUAAAUAUGCAUUGUGCAAAGGGUAUGUGGGGUAUAAUCACUUUGGCAGGUACUGACGAAACAAAAGCCAGUAGUGCAAAUCGUAUUUCUGGAGGAGUGAGUUUUGGAAUUCUUAUGGUGAUUGGUGCUGCUGCUUUCUUGUUUUAA